Molecule: messenger RNA, 1152 nt
Organism: Triticum turgidum subsp. durum (durum wheat)
Lineage: Eukaryota; Viridiplantae; Streptophyta; Magnoliopsida; Poales; Poaceae
Source: the annotation of a GenBank genome assembly
AUGGCGCGGCUGAUCGACGACGUCACCGCCGAGAUCCUCCUCCGCCUCCCGCCGGACGAUCCGGAGCACCUCUUCCGCGCGGCCCUCGUCUGCAAGCCGUGGCUCCGCAUUCUCUGCGACCCGGGCUUCCUCCGCCGCUACCGCGCCUUCCACGGCGCCCCUCCCCUCCUCGGCCUCCUCCACAGGCUCAGGGUGAUCGACGGGGACGCGCCCGCCCGCUUCGCCGCCACCACGUCGGUGCCGGAUUUCCCCCACCCGAGCUCCGACUGCCGCCGCACGCGCGCCCUCGACUGCCGCCACGGCCGCGUCCUCGUCCGCAUGCUGGAGCACGAGGACAUGGACUACCUCGUCUGGGACCCUAUCACGGGCGACCGCCACGCCGUCCCCGCCCCGGACAUCGAGUGGCUCAUCGAGUCCGCGGCAGUGCUCUGCGCCGCCGAGGGCUGCGACCACCUCGACUGCCACGGCGGCCCCUUCCGCGUGCUCUUCGCCGCCACCCACGACUACGAGGACACCAUAUGCGCGAGCGUCUACUCGUCGGAGACGGGGGCAUGGACCGAGCCGGUGUGUCUCGACAACAGUUGUGAAACCUUUGCAAAGCACAUGCGAGAGGGAGAAGCAUAUAGACGCUGCUACACACCCUAUCUCCACCCUAAGCGAGGCACCCUUGUCGGAGAUGCAGUCUACUUCACAGUUCGGCUGGGUAAUGCAAUCGUCAAGUAUGACUUGGGCAGGAACAGCUUAUCCAUGAUUGACCCGCCGCCGCACACCAUGUAUUACAUUGCCCUCAUGGCGAUGGAGGAGAACAGUUCACUUGGCUUUGCCUACAUUAAGGAUUCCAGCCUCUAUAUGUGGUCAAUGGAUAUGGAAGGACCUGCGGAAUGGGUGCAAUACAGGGUCAUCGAACUGGAGAAAACGGUGCCUGUUGCCAAACAAGAUGAGAAACCAUUUGUUGUUGGGUCUGCAGAGGGUGUGGGUGUCAUCUUCGUAUGCACAGGUGCUGGCUUAUUUAUGAUCAAGCUCAGCUCUGGGCAGCUUAAGAAGGUUGAUGAGCCUGGGGUCUACUUUAGCGUCCUACCCUACAUGAGCUUCUACCCUCCAGAUUGUGGCAGAAUGUUGUCAAUCGCUGGCGAGGACAAACUGAUCUCUUAA